Prorocentrum cordatum is the source of this 2020-nucleotide messenger RNA. The record is from the annotation of a GenBank genome assembly. NCBI's taxonomy places the organism in Eukaryota, Dinophyceae, Prorocentrales, Prorocentraceae.
UCUGCACCACGCGUGCGCCCUCGGCCUCCGCGUGGACGGCGUGCACGUCUCCGCGCCGGAGGGCGCGGACUCCGCCGACGUGAUGCUCGACGCAGGCUUGGUGCGGCCUGCCUGGUCUCCGCACCGCGCCUGGCUCCGGAGCGCCACGUGCCAGCUGCGGGUGCGCGACCUGGACGUCGCCGUCGAGGCCCCGGACGCCCAGCAUCAGGGCCCGUCGCGCGUCAAGCUCCACGCCCGCACGCGGGUGUCGCCCGCGGGCGCCGCGGCGUCUGCGCCCGGCGGGUGCGAGGUCACGUCCAGCGUGGACAUCUUCGGCCUCGGCCUGCGCGUGCCGUGGACGGCGCGGGUGCCCGUGGACCUCGCGGCUGCGGAGGCGCCCACGAUGUGGGUGCAGCGCAGCGGGAGCGUGGCGCGGAAGGGCCCCUGGUCGCUGGAGAGCCCCAACGUGACGCUGGAGCAGCCGGCGCUCGUGGGCUGGCGGGUGCCCGCGGGGAGUCUCCCCGAGGCCCUGGACGGCCUGCUCGGGAGGGCGAGCAUCAGCCUCGACGCCGCCGUGGCCUACGAGGAGAGCGGGGACCGCUCCGUGCGACUGACACAGGCGGUCAACGCCAGCCUGGUCAUCGAGAGCGACGGCGAGGGCGGCUACCUGGUCUCCGCGCCAGCCCUCGUCACUGGCCACGUGCGCCCCGCCGCCUUCGCGGCCGCCCUCGGCAAGCUGCUCGUCGGCGACUCGCGCGGGGAGCGCGGCGGCGUCCACCGCUCGGUGCGGAUGGCCGCGGUGGCGCCGUCGUCGCUGGCGGCGCAGUGCCUGGGCGCCUCCCACGCGGUGGGUUGGCGCAGCCGCAGGGCGUCGGCCGUGCACGACCUGGCGCGCGGCGCGAGGCGGCUGCUGGGCCGCCGGCUGGCGAGGUCGCUGGGGGGCUCCACCGGCGAGCGCCUGGUGCAGCAACCGCCGUGGGACGGCCGUCGCCUGACUGGCGAGAGCACCACCGUGACGUUCUCGGAGAUGGUAUACGCAGAUGGGUCCGAGAUCGACAUUGAACUCAAUGCCACCAUGACCGACAACGCCAUCGGUUUCGAUUUGCAGUACGGGAUGGACGAGGCGACCCAGUUUGAAGUGCACCUGUUUGCCGCGGAUUCUGCCGAGGCAGGGGAGGCCUCCCUGGACUUAGCCGUCUUUUUUUCAGACGUGGAAGUUGCCAAGGUCGAGUUUUCUUCAACCGACGAGACGACGCUCUCCGUGCUAAUCAAGGCCCCAGACAGUGGCGAUACCAUCGCCAGCGUGUCUGCCUCCUCGAGUGCAAGCGCUGGCGAAUCCCUCUCGACUCGCGUCUAUAACCCCGAGGAUGGCACAGAGUUCAUUACCAUCACGGGUACAAACAGCAGUACGUCCAUGAGCGUCUCGGCGGUCGUGAAGGACCCCAGUGAUUCCUCCAGCACCUUGCUCGACGCGUCUGCCGGGGCAACAUACACUGGCGCUGACACGGAGGACGGCACCUUGGAGGUCACGGUAAGCGUUGAAGGUGAGCAGAUCGUGUUGAGCGGAACCUUUUCGGAUUCCUAUCGCGCACAGGGCGGCUUUACGAUUGACGCCUCUCUCUCGGUUGCCAAUGACCCCGCAGGGCGGGUCGACGUCGACGGCGCCCACGACGACACUGGCUUGACUGCCGUCGCGUCGGUUGAAGUGUUCGAAGAUGGCAGCUAUCAGCAGUUUCUCAAGCUGGACCCUUUGACUCUGGUGACGAAGAGUACGAAUUACACGUUCCACACCGCCAUCCACGACAGCGAAGACACAGAGAUGGGUACAGUUGGCGUGUCGCUCACCAAUGAACCUACCAGUGGGCAGGUGCAAGAUGUGGACAUCAAUAUGUUCAGCCCCAUGGACUCCAGCCUCAACGUUACCAUGUCCGUUUCAUUGGCCAGCGGACUGCUCGAUAUGCUCACAGACGCAGCGGAGAUUCCGUGCCUGCAGGGUUCGUGCACCGUGGAUGUGGAUUUGCACAACCAGCACAUGGAUUUG